CCUCCUGUUACCAUCAGAAGCCGUAUAUUUCUCCGCGUCUUCCCGAAAACUCCGAGACAUGGCUCCCAAAUCCGUCGCCGCUUUUCUCCUCCUCGCCCUCAUCGCCGCAUCCGCCGUCGCUCAGGCUCCGGCGCCGGCUCCGACGACCAGAACACCACGCGCCGCCACUCCUACACCGGCGCGUGCCCCUACAGCCGCAACACCGGCUCCCUCCUCCACUCCUCCUCCUUCCGCAGCUCCCAAGGCUUCUCCCACUCCCGCUCCGGUGAGUCAAUCACCGGCGACUCCUCCAACCACGGCGUCUCCUCCGUCUCCUCCUGUAUCUCCCUCCGGAGCUCCCGGUGCUUCUACUCCCACCGGUGCUAAUCCUGGACCUGCUCAGACACCGGCAGGUCCUGGCUCUCCGAACGCUGCCUCCAUGAGUAGAGUCGCUGUCGCCGGAUCUCUGUUCGGAGUGGCCGUCGCCGCCUCUUUGUUGCUGUAGAUCUGAGAUCCAUCGGAUAGUUUUAGUCUCAGUAGGAAUUUUUUUUCUGUUAUUUUCGGAAUUUUUAGUGUUCUUUCUUCCAAUUUUAUUUAUUAUGUAUUUUGAAUUGAACUCGGUGUUGGUACGGGCUGAGAUUUGAUUUGGGUUGUUAGGGUCUGAGAUUUUAUUUGUUCCUACUAUUAUUAUUAUCAUUAUUAUGAUUAUGAUUAUGCUUAUGAUUAUGAUUAUUAUGAUUAAAUGA
Molecule: messenger RNA, 725 nt
Organism: Tarenaya hassleriana
Lineage: Eukaryota; Viridiplantae; Streptophyta; Magnoliopsida; Brassicales; Cleomaceae
Product: classical arabinogalactan protein 5-like
Exons: 1
Coding region: 59-484 (141 amino acids)
Source: RefSeq, a predicted model, not a curated record